This is a messenger RNA of Desarmillaria tabescens, 2078 nucleotides long. RefSeq lists its product as uncharacterized. The transcript has 6 exons. Bases 254 to 1885 code for a protein of 543 amino acids. NCBI's taxonomy places the organism in Eukaryota, Fungi, Basidiomycota, Agaricomycetes, Agaricales, Physalacriaceae. The record is from RefSeq and is a predicted model, not a curated record.
UAACCGCGAACGAUGACGAUCUCGGUUAAUUCUCAAGUCACUCUCAUCUUUUCCCUUACCUGUUCUUCAUAUCUUCAUGCUGGAAGCGUCGGUGCCUACCUGAAGUCUUCAUCAAGGUUCUAAGGGUGAUGGUGAAGCAAUAUUAGGUAUUUGUUGAGCCAUUCUGGCAGAAACCUUCAUAAAACAUGGCGCAUUUCCUUCUAUACAGAAUUUACCCUCACCUGGAGGUAUUCUUGCUUCAUUCUCUUGAUGGAUGUGCAUGAUUUCGCCCGCCCGAUCAAUACGCUCUACAAGUUGCCUCCAAACGGAUUCCUCUGUGGUUCCAUUGGCAUCGAAAAGGGUGUUGUUGUUACCUGCUAUAGACGAUGCCGCGCAUCAUUUCAGUAUCCUUUUAACUGCAACGAGCCAAACCGGCAGCCAUAGCCCCAUAGUUAUAAAUGUGGGCCGUCGUGGACCUUCAAGUUACAAUCGAAGAAGCAAUGCGCGCUUCAGUUCUGGAACAAGUUCUGAGGCCUUUACCAGCGGCCCAAAGCGGCAACUUUUCUUCUCAAGAAUCAAUACGUUCUGGACAGCAAGUUCUACGAUCCUAAGGGUUGUGACAAAAAUGACACGCAUAGGUUCUAAUGCGAGGACACCACCGGUCGACCAACUAAAAGUGACUGGUCUUUUUGCGACUCCCGUGGCGGCUGUGCUCGAUGAAGGGAAAACUGGUUAUGUAACUUACAUAAGCCGUUUCCCCUACACCACAUACCCUUUUCCCUUUACCACCACCAGCUCGGUUACCACUACCUCCCACACCACCUUCCUCUACGUUUCACCAACACCAACCACACCUCUUGCCAACUCCAGGAGAUGGCUGUCUGCGUCUUAUCCAGGCCCUUGGGUUACGCAUACCUCUUACUUCCAUGUCGCUCUCUCUUCUGCAUUCAAUCCCAACAAGAUUGCAACGCACCAAACCGCGUCGUCAAUGCUCUCUGUCUCAAUCGCCCAGCCUUCGCGUGGGCUUAAAGGCCCUGCCGCUGCCGUUGCAGACGGUGCUCUGUUGUUACGUCCGCAGAUGGAGUCCUUUGCGAAGGAUAUCGCCUGUGCAGUGGUUACGUCCACAGAUGGGAUCCUUUCCGAAAGAUCUCACCUGUGCAGUGGUACUCGGUUGUUACGUCCACAGGUGGUGUCCUUUGCGAAGGAUCUCACCUGUGCAGUGGUACUCGGUGGUUACGUCCGCUGGUGGUGUCCUUCGCGAAGGAUGUCACCAGUCUGGUGGUACUCGUCUGUGGUUCUUUGUUUCUUGGUGGAUGAUUCGUAUGCUCUCAUUGCUGCUGACCUUCCAUACACCUCAUGCCACAGCGCAUGGUUCGCCAUGUCAGGGCUGUGGACCCGGCCGUUCCUUAUUGGGACCUGGCGCCGCUUUUUCCCUGCGGAUUCUGAUUACACAGUCGCUCCUCAAUCGUACUCUUUCUCGGAUCCAUACGGCUCGGCGAAUCUUGUCAUAGGGUUCGAGGUCGUUUUCGAGGACAAGCCCGUGUUCUUCUUGCAAAUUAAAGAGCCGCAAGCCUUAGCUGUGAAGUCUGCUCGUGAAGAGGCUGAUGGCCAAAUGCGAAAAUGCAUGCGUGAUUUGGCCCCUAACUGCCUUCUCGGUAUACUCUAUGGUAUCAGCGCAUUUGGAACACGUCUUUGCUUCUACAGCUACGAUAAACAAACUCGUAUUCUUCCCAAGCGCGUAUCUCCUGACCGUGAGCGAGAGACUGAUAUCGCUCCGCUGAAUCGCUGGACUGCGACAUCUUGCAAGAUGAAGGAGGCCAACGAUUCCAAGAUAUUGUCGCAGAGAUCAAGACGGAAUGCGAACGACUUUGAGAGAGGAGGCGAUUCGGUUUGUCGGACAUACUAGGAUAUGCAAUUGGUUCCUUUAUGAUUUUCUGUGGUGCGUAUUGUACUGUGGUGUCCGCCUUCUUCAGGCCAUUUAGUAAUCUUAUCUCAUCGCAGUCCUCGUUAAGUGUAAACCGCAUAAAUGUUAUUGUUAUCAAUAAGAAUGCAUUGGUGCACUAUUUCAGAACGAUAGACAUUGUCGUACCGAUGUUGGC